UGUUCUCUGUUCCACAGGUGACUUUUCUAGGUGGACGAUACCAACUGACCAGCCAUGGCGUUUGUUCCAGCUCAGGGAUACUAUCCUUUGUACAACCCACCCAUCCCCUGCAGAAGUCCCAUCUAUGGCGGCCUACGCGCUGGGAUGGCUGUCUACAUUAAUGGCAUGAUUCCCCAUCACGCAAACACUUUUGCUGUCAAUUUUUCUUGCGGCCAGUAUGACGGCUCAGACAUCGCCUUACACUUUAAUCCCCGUUUCCAAGGGAAGGACAGUGUCGUCUUUAACAGCUUCCAGUCCGGUAACUGGGGUGGUGAGGAGAACAGGAAAGACGGCUUCGCUUUCCGCAAAGGGAGCCCUUUUGAGAUGGUCGUUUUGAUCAACCCUGGAGGUUUCCAGGUUAAUGUGAAUGGAGCUCCGUUCUAUGAGUUCCGCCACAGGAUGCCUAUGGAACGGGUGGAAUGUGUCCAUGUGACUGGAGAUGUCACUAUCCAGUCCAUCACCACCGUUGGAGGUGGGGCUCUGAUGGGUGGUGGUCCUUCUUACCAACCAGGAGGGGCGGUGACACUUCCAGCUUACCCAUCUAUGAGCCUACCUGUAAUGGGAGGACCCAUGUAUAACCCGCCAGUUCCUUAUCUUGGAAACAUACACGGAGGAGUGACACCCAAAAGGACCUUUGUGGUGAAAGGAUUUAUACCCCAGGGAGGGCAGAGUUUCCACAUUAACUUUAAGUCAACAGCCACUAAUGAGAUUGCUCUGCAUUUCAAUGUCCGCCUGAAUGAGGGUGCAGUGGUGAGAAACAGCUUCUUGAGGGGAAACUGGGGCAAUGAGGAACGAGUUGCCAAUUUCAAUCCCUUCAUUCCCGGCCAGUAUUUUGAUAUCUCCAUCCGUACGGGCAAUGGCCGUUACAAGGUAUUUGUGAACGGACAGCAGUUCUGCGAAUACAAACACCGCUUUGCUAACCUGCAGAUGAUCAACGCCCUGGAAAUUGGAGGAAAUAUCGUCUUGUCACUUGUACAGUUUUAA
Molecule: messenger RNA, 1023 nt
Organism: Nanorana parkeri
Lineage: Eukaryota; Metazoa; Chordata; Amphibia; Anura; Dicroglossidae
Product: galectin-4-like
Exons: 10
Coding region: 55-1023 (322 amino acids)
Molecular function (GO): carbohydrate binding
Source: RefSeq, a predicted model, not a curated record